Cadophora gregata is the source of this 165-nucleotide messenger RNA. RefSeq lists its product as uncharacterized. NCBI's taxonomy places the organism in Eukaryota, Fungi, Ascomycota, Leotiomycetes, Helotiales, Ploettnerulaceae. The record is from RefSeq and is a predicted model, not a curated record. The transcript has a single exon. The coding region runs from base 1 to 165 and encodes 54 amino acids.
AUGUCCGCCCCGAUUAAAGGCUCCACUGACAUCGUCAUGGCCAAUAUCAACGGCAACGCCCAACUUGAGGUAUUCGACAAGUUCAUAUUGUACCCAGAGCUACCCAAGGAGCUCCGCCUCCAGAUUAUCGAGAUCGCUAUCGAUGGUGCCGAAGCACGUACCUGA